Molecule: messenger RNA, 450 nt
Organism: Mycosarcoma maydis (corn smut)
Lineage: Eukaryota; Fungi; Basidiomycota; Ustilaginomycetes; Ustilaginales
Exons: 2
Coding region: 1-450 (149 amino acids)
Source: RefSeq, a predicted model, not a curated record
AUGAAGUUCACCACGCCUUUUCUGGUUGCGAUCUUUGGCUUGGCAUCGGCAAGCACUGUUGCUGGCAAUUUUUUGAAGGUUUCGCCCGGCAAUAGCUGGGCAGACUACUGCCAACCUGGUGGAUCCAAGUUCGAUACGCACCACCUGUGCGUAAGUAGUUCGCCCUCUUUCCUUAAGCUCCUGAUCAAGGAGUCCCACUACGAAGGCUAUCUAGCUCCGAACGGAAAAGACUUUGUUCUGUUGGACUUUGAUGGCCUCACCACGCGCCUAUCCACGAACAAGUAUGACAUCACCGUAACCUUCGGCCAAGUUCUGACACCUGGCGUCAAAGAUCCCAUGUGCGGAUGGGUGGUGAUCCAGAAGCGCGGAGGUGACGGAAGUAACCUAUUCCAGCAGACUUACUGCAAGGGCGACACCUUCACUAUCCCGGACUACAUCGUCUCUGCCUAA